Messenger RNA from Hemisphaericaspora subhashii, 801 nucleotides. RefSeq lists its product as uncharacterized. Bases 1 to 801 code for a protein of 266 amino acids. The record is from RefSeq and is a predicted model, not a curated record. Lineage: Eukaryota; Fungi; Ascomycota; Pichiomycetes; Serinales; Debaryomycetaceae. The transcript has a single exon.
AUGAUCUCAUCACAAACAACAAUUACAAAAUCACAUAAGAAAACAACCACUAUUGAUAAUGGAAUAAAGGUUUUAGGAUAUUCUGAUGUUAGAAAAGCAGCAGAAUGUCUUUUGGAAUCAUUUCAAGAUGAUGCAUUGGCACGAAUGUUAGUAUGUCAUUUACCUACCGAACAACAACGUCGUAGAUGUGAAAUUUUGUUAUAUGAAGCAUAUCUUCGUCAACAUAUAGCCAAAGGAUUAGUACUUGGACAAGGUGAAAGUUCUGAUGGAUUUGAGACGGUUUCGAUCUGGUCUGUUCCUGAUUCCGAAGAAAGAGGAUUGAAUUCUUUUCCAACUUUGAUGGAAGCUGGUUAUGGGAAGCUUUGGAAUGCUAUUGGCGAAGAUGGUAGAGAGAAGGUUUUUCAUGGAAUGUUACCAUUAUUGCAUGAUUCUUGUGAAAGAAUUAUAAAUACUGAUUCUAGAUUUAAGAAUAAAGAAAUAUAUACUUUGGUUUAUGUUGGAUCUAGACAAUCUGCAAGAGGGAAAGGUAAUCUUAGAAAAUUAUUUGAAUAUAUGUUUAAUAAUUAUAUUGAUCAAGAUGAUAAUAGUAUUGCAUAUUUAGAAAGUUCAUCACCUACUAAUAUACCUAUCUAUGAAAGAUUUGGUUUCAGAGUGGUUGAAAAUAUCAUGUUGGGAGAUAAUUCAAUUGAUAAUGCCGUUGAAGGAAGAGAUUAUGCUAUUAUGAAUGUCAUGAUUAGAGGGGUUAGAGGUAAUGAUUGGACUAAAGAUGAAAACACCUAUUCAAGCCGUGGUAAAUUGUAA